Messenger RNA from Cuscuta campestris, 1458 nucleotides. The record is from the annotation of a GenBank genome assembly. Lineage: Eukaryota; Viridiplantae; Streptophyta; Magnoliopsida; Solanales; Convolvulaceae.
GCCAAUAAUAUUUUAUUUUAUCAAAUACAGUAAUAAAUUAAAAAAUAAAAAUAAACCAGUUUCUAGUGAUUUUUUAUAGGAAAGAAUGGUUGAAAUUAUUAAGUCAAUAAUUCCACGUUGACAAUGUAAUCCAGAGGCAAAAUCCAUCCUAAACUUUCAUGUCGGAUUUCCUGCCGAGCAGAAUGAGGAAGAAGGUGUUGGUGACAGGCGCUUCGGGCUAUUUAGGCGGCCGCCUCUGUCACGCUCUCCUGAAUCACGGCCACCGCGUCACGGCAUUCGUCCGACCAACUAGCGACCUCUCCUGCCUGCCUCCGCCAACUUACGCCGGCAGUGGCGGCGGAACUUUCGAAAUCGCUUUGGGAGACGUCACCGAUUACCAAUCGCUCUCGGAAGCCUGCUCCGGUUGCAGCGUCAUCUUCCACGCCGCAGCCCUAGUUGAGCCCUGGCUUCCGGAUCCAUCUAGAUUCUUCACCGUUAAUGUUGGAGGAUUGAGAAAUGUUAUACAAGCUUGGAAAUCAACAGGAUCUGUAGAGAAAAUCAUAUACACGUCCUCGUUUUUUGCGCUUGGAUCAACAGAUGGAUAUGUUGCAGAUGAAACUCAAACACAUUCUGGAAAAUUCUUCUGUACGGAGUAUGAGAAAUCUAAAGCAAUUGCGGAUAAGAUUGCAUUAGAAGCUGCAGCUGAAGGGGUGCCUAUAAUCGCUGUUUAUCCCGGUGUAGUAUACGGUGCUGGAAAGAUCACGGCUGGAAAUAUCUUUGCUCGCCUGAUAAUAGAGCGGUUUAAUGGGCGCUUACCUGGUUACAUAGGCCAAGGAAAUGACAGGUAUUCCUUCAGCCACGUGGAUGAUGUCGUGCAUGGGCACAUUGCCGUCAUGGAUAAGGGUCGCCUUGGGGAACGAUAUCUUCUCACGGGAGAAAAUGCUUCCUUCAAAGAUGUUUUUGACUUGGCCGCGGAAAUCACUCACACAAAGAAACCUUGUUUUGCUAUCCCAUUAGCUAUUCUUGAAGUCUAUGGUUGGGUAUCAGUUUUCUUCUCCAGGAUAACAGGGAAGCUUCCUUUGAUUAGCCCACCAGCAGUCCAAGCUCUAAGGCAUCAGUGGGCUUAUUCAUGUGAGAAGGCUAAGGCAGAGUUGGAUUACAACCCCAGAAGCUUAACACAAGGAUUGACAGAGGUACUCCUCUGGUUAAAGAAUUUGGAAUUGAUUGGGUACUGAUAUAAAUAUAAUGGAUUAAGCUAUUUCAUUGUACACCAAAAUUUAUACCCCAAAGGCAUGCAUCCACAUUUUGUGAUAGUUUGAUGUUAGUGUGAUGAUUUGCAUUGUCAGUGCAAAUUUUAUUAAUUGAAUUAACAUUUUUUGUCAGUGUGAACCGUUAAAAUGUCGGUACAUUUUUUGAAGUACAAUUUGGGUAUACUUUUAGUGUAUCUCUAGCAUGGUUAAAUAUAAUUGUGUUGAAUGU